Molecule: messenger RNA, 1611 nt
Organism: Cynoglossus semilaevis (tongue sole)
Lineage: Eukaryota; Metazoa; Chordata; Actinopteri; Pleuronectiformes; Cynoglossidae
Gene: il13ra2
Product: interleukin 13 receptor, alpha 2
Exons: 8
Coding region: 115-1320 (401 amino acids)
Biological process (GO): cytokine-mediated signaling pathway
Cellular component (GO): external side of plasma membrane
Molecular function (GO): protein binding; cytokine receptor activity
Source: RefSeq, a predicted model, not a curated record
UUUAAAUGGCUCUAAAUCAACCAAGAGAGAUGAAAAAGCUCAGAUUUAUCAGCUUUGUAAUAUAUUUAUUAGUCAGGGUUUUAUGUGCCUCACAACUCCCCCUAUUUUUUUUGAAUGGCAUUUAAAUGGUUGACUCAGCCCACAGCAGAUCUCAGUCUCCACUUGCCUGAACCUGUUGCAGACGAUAGACGCUCUUUUAUUCAGGCACCUUCAUCAAAUCUGGACCGUAUCUCUCAGUUUACUGUGGAGGUUUUUUCUUUUCUUUUGUUUUUUUUUUCUCUCUCUACAGGAAUGGCUAUGUUUUCUCAUCCGGCUGCACUGAUGCUGCUCUUCAUCACCUGCAGGAACAUCCAGCGCUGCAUCACACUGAACGUGGAUCCUCCUGAAAACCUCAGGCUCUUUGACCCUGGACAUCUUGGACAUUUGGAGAUGACAUGGAGCCCCCCCGCCAGUCUGACCAACGUGACACAUUGUCUGAAACUCUACCAGCUGGAAUAUUUCAACUCAUACACAAACAGUUGGACAGUCAUCAGGACACCAGGAAGAUCCUACAGCGCUCAGUUUGACCUGAUGAAAGACGUCGAAGUCAGAGUGUACACCGUACUGAGGGGGCUCUGUACCAACGGCACCACGCUGAUGAGCUCACACUACGCUGAGGUGGUGCAGAAACCGUCAAACACAGGUCUUAAAAAUACAAGAGUGAAGGAUUUUAAUUGUGUCUUCUACAACAUGGAGAACAUGGAGUGCAGUUGGCGAAGUCAAAAGGCCAAGAAGGCCAUCUCAAAGCAGCAUCUGUAUUUUUGGCAUGCGAAAAUGGAGAGAGCGGAGGAAUGUCCAAAAUACUUUAAUACAACAGGAGGACUGAGGAGAGGUUGCAACCUCACCGAGAAGCAAUUGCCGGAUUUCACAGACAUUAACUUCUGCAUAAAUGGUUCUAUUCCUGGGAAGAUCAGACCUACAUUUUUCUCGCUGCAAAUCCAAAACCAUGUCAAGCCUGCGAAAACAAAGACUCUCGAUCUAAGAGAAAUCCAUGACGCACAGCUAUUGUUUAAAUGGGUUCCUCCACCUGGAAAUGUUCCAGUACACUGCCUCGAAUGGCAGGUGGAGGCCGGACCACAGGGACCUUACGGGAAAGAAAAAAAGAGCCUUAUAACGGAACAAACAAGUCUGACUUUGGAAGUCAGUCAUGGCUCCAGGAGCACCUGCGCCAAAGUUCGAUCCAGGCUGCACAAGUACUGUGUAGAUAAGAGCAUUUGGAGUGAAUGGAGUGAUCUCAAAUGUCACCUGGUAAUGGAAGAACCGGAGGGGAACCAUAACUGAACGACUCCACCGAUCUCUCCACGCAGUUCUCACAGUUUUGUUAUCAACUUUACAGGUCCUAUAUGCAGCACAGCACAGUUUGGAGUAACCUCUCUUAGCGCCACCCGGUGGCCAACAAAUGAAUCAAAAGUAUGUUUUGUGUAGGUGUACAUGUAGCGAGUUACCUCAAAAACGAAUCCUCUGUCUCAAACAUUUUUAAAGCAGGCAAAACUCGUGUAUUUGUAAUAUUACUGCGUAUGUGUAUGUUAAAUAAAUAAUAAUAAUAAUAAUAAACAGUAUCCUCUCUCCAAA